Messenger RNA from Cercospora beticola, 1215 nucleotides. RefSeq lists its product as uncharacterized. The record is from RefSeq and is a predicted model, not a curated record. NCBI's taxonomy places the organism in Eukaryota, Fungi, Ascomycota, Dothideomycetes, Mycosphaerellales, Mycosphaerellaceae.
AUGACUUCUCAAGAGAGAGACCAGACGGAUUUCGCAAGCCCAGUGCUUGCAGAGACGCCAAAAGCCAGGAAAGUCAGACCAGCUCGCAGAGAGACCAUGAACGAGAACGUUGCGGUUCAUGACCACACAGAAUACUUGUCAGCAGGCUUCCGGCGGGGCAACGAAGAUCAUACGCCAUCUUCGAAGAAGCUGCCACCCUCGCGACGUACCCUUGCCACAAGCAGAUCAGACAAUGCUACUCUGACCCCCGAUGAAGAUUCGCCAGCUCCAGCACUAGUGCGAGAGAACAGCAGCAGAUCCAUUGGCCCAGGAGUACCAGCUUUGCGCAGCCGGCACCCUCUCCACCCAAAGCCACGCUGGCUCAGUCGUCGGGACAAUGACUACGAUCUGGAUUGCAGCGUCUACGAUACUGGUCUGUGCAAAGACAAUUGCGCAGACCCAGCGACCGAAGAGAUGAUUCACUGCGAUGGUGAGACCAUUAUCGCUACCAGCAGUGAGAACAUGGUCCAACCAGCGCCUAGGCAACAGCAUUCUGGGGUAAGCUUCACGAUCACGCUUCCCCUGCAGCUUUGUAAAACCAGCUCCAAAUUCUACCACCUGAGGAACUUACCAACCAGAUCGCAACCUGCAUAUCUCCGCAACAGACUGUCUCAGUCAAACGAGCCCACGAACGGCUUCAGCUCCGCCAUGCCGACUCGCUCAGUCUACCUCGCCAAAUAUCGAACCAGCAGUCGAGAACGCGUACACUUUGCCAUCUUCAUCCCCAAUGCACAACAUGACAGAAAAGAUCUCAGUGAAACUUUCAAGUCUCAACAAACGAAAGGAAAGAUAAUUCAAGUCAUCGGCGAGCCAUUGAUGAGCGGCUACAUUUUGGAGUUCAAACGCAACUACGACUGCAGCACCGGCCCCGCCUUGAAGAUUCUCAAGUAUCUGGGCAGUGUGGAUGAUACGCACCUGUUCGAACCCGAGUCGGACGAACUUGUUCAAGAAAGCACGCCUCGGUCACAGCUGGAGCGUGAAGCGCAGAAGAUCCCGCCGCCCCGGAAAGGACAGGAUAUUCGGGCGCCGAUUGAUGGGGUCAAUACCAGGAGAUGUCAAGAAUGGACGACUGAAUUCAUCACGCAGCUUGCGGACUUGGGGAUGAUCGAGAGAGAGGCGGUUGAUCGUGUUCAGAGCGAGCGGGAUACGCCAACGCAUGGGAUUUUUGGGUACUGA